This is a messenger RNA of Trachymyrmex septentrionalis, 905 nucleotides long. RefSeq lists its product as uncharacterized. Lineage: Eukaryota; Metazoa; Arthropoda; Insecta; Hymenoptera; Formicidae. Bases 382 to 834 code for a protein of 150 amino acids. The record is from RefSeq and is a predicted model, not a curated record. The transcript has 2 exons.
UUCCUUUAACGUUUAAUGAAUUGUGUUACGCUCGCAAGUUAAUUAUUGUAUGACUAAGACUGUUAGAGAGAGAUAUGAGAUGUCAGACUUUAAUAUCAGAUGAUCUAAAGAUAACGCAUAUCAAAAGGUAUGACAUUGUGGACGGAGAGUUUUUGCGUUUACGAUAUCUUCUUAUAUCUCAUACGACUAUUGUCUUCGGCCUGCGUCGCAAAUUUGUGGCAGCAUAAUACACCAUAAUAGUUUCCACUUUUAAAGGUAUUGUGAUUUGCUCAACUAAACUUCGAUCUGGCACAUCUGUACUUUUUUGUCUAAAGUAAGCACGGAUGAUGAUAGUUGGCUUAAAAAUUUUAUAUUAAGUUUGAUAUUAAAUUUUGGAAGAAAAUGGGUCUGAAAUGGUUUCGGGCAAGUCUAUCGAUGGAGAAAGAAGCGUCUAAAGUUCCAGCAAUGACGGGCUUAUAUCGGAGAAUUUCAUUCGAGCCGGCAAUUCAAAAAAAUGUGGAAGUUUCAUUGACAACUGCGCCUCUCUUAAUCGUAAGUGAUUCAACGUCAAGUGGCGAUAACGAAACAGUGAAAAAUGAUCGCUCAAGAGCAGAUCUUACAAAUCAAACAUCAUCGUCAAUUAUUGAUUCGGAAAAAAUCACAGUAAAAGACAUUGACAACAAAUCACAGAUAAAUAAUCAUUCGGUUGAAAAUACAGAGUCUUCUACUUUCACCAAAGAUUCAAAUGUAAAAGAGGAAUCGGCACGUGGCGAGGAAUUACAUAAGAUAACUAAAGAUCAGAAUAUGUCAGAUACAAAAAGUCCUAUCUAUUCAGAUAACGAGCUAGUGAUCUAAUAAGGGGAAAAUGUUAAAUAAUGCAUGCAUAUACAAACGUUUAGCAUGAAAAAGGGAUACUCUUGUCUCGA